CAGACUCCCUGUUGCCGCUUCGCAGUGGAAGCGGACCCUCGGCCCGCUGUGGGUCUGGCGUGAUCGCCUUCGCGGAACCCUUCGGGGAAGACGAAGAAUUAGAAAGGGGAAAUAAACUUGGGGAGCCUCCCCACCGCAGCCCGCCGGGGACGCAGGCCGCCGGUCACGCGCUGCUGCUGCUGCUCUCCGCAAGAAGUUCUCCCAGGAAUCCUCUGAACGUAGAAUGUGGCCGCAAAUCUACCUCCUGUAUUUCUGUCUUUUACUCAUGAGUUGCAUAGUUGCAAAUGUGAGCACAAUGUCUGCAGACUGUGUUGAAAAACUCUGAAGAACCUAAUUCACACAGGAUGACCUAGUGGUGAUUUUAAGCCUAUAACGAGAUACUAUUCAGAGUGAGUUUGUUAGUGUUGGUUCUGACUGCUGCAGAUAACAACAGCAAGCCAACGCCAUCCUUCAUUUCUGAAGUAUUCACUUGACCUUCCAUCAAGACUGACUUUUCUAACCUGCUUCGGAGAUAUUAAUGGAAUAUAGUCAUGUCCACUCAAGACGAGAGGCAGAUCAAUACGGAAUAUGCUGUGUCCUUGUUGGAACAGUUGAAACUGUUUUAUGAACAGCAGUUGUUUACUGACAUAGUAUUAAUUGUCGAAGGCACCGAAUUCCCUUGUCAUAAGAUGGUUCUUGCAACAUGUAGCUCUUACUUCAGGGCUAUGUUCAUGAGUGGCCUGAGUGAGAGCAAGCAGACGCAUGUACAUUUGAGGAAUGUGGAUGCCGCCACUCUGCAGACAAUAAUCACAUAUGCGUACACGGGGAACUUGGCCGUGAGUGACAGCACCGUAGAACAGCUGUAUGAAACAGCUUGCUUUCUGCAGGUAGAAGAUGUAUUACAACGUUGUCGAGAAUAUUUAAUUAAAAAGAUAAAUGCAGAGAAUUGUGUGCGACUGUUGAGUUUUGCUGAUCUCUUCAGUUGCGAAGAAUUAAAACAGAGUGCUAAAAGAAUGGUGGAACACAAGUUCACUGCUGUCUAUCACCAGGAAGCAUUCAUGCAGUUGUCACAUGACCUACUGAUAGACAUCCUCAGUAGCGACAAUUUAAAUGUGGAAAAGGAAGAAACAGUUCGAGAAGCUGCUAUGCUGUGGCUGGAGUACAACACAGAAUCACGAUCUCAGUAUUUGUCUUCAGUUCUUAGCCAAAUCAGAAUUGAUGCACUUUCAGAAGUAACACAGAGAGCUUGGUUUCAAGGCCUACCACCCAAUGAUAAGUCUGUGGUAGUUCAAGGUCUUUAUAAGUCCAUGCCUAAGUUUUUCAAGCCAAGACUUGGGAUGACUAAAGAGGAGAUGAUGAUUUUCAUUGAAGCAUCUUCAGAAAAUCCUUGUAGUCUUUACUCCUCUGUCUGUUACAGCCCCCAAGCAGAAAAAGUUUAUAAGCUUUGCAGCCCACCAGCUGAUUUGCAUAAGGUUGGAACUGUUGUAACCCCCGAUAAUGACAUCUAUAUAGCAGGGGGCCAAGUUCCUCUGAAAAACACAAAAACAAACCACAGUAAAACAAGUAAACUUCAAACUGCCUUCAGAACUGUGAAUUGCUUUUAUUGGUUUGAUGCACAGCAAAAUACCUGGUUUCCAAAGACUCCAAUGCUUUUUGUCCGUGUCAGGCCAUCUUUAGUUUGCUGUGAAGGCUAUAUCUAUGCAAUUGGAGGAGACAGUGUAGGUGGAGAGCUUAACCGGAGGACCGUAGAGAGAUAUGACACCGAGAAGGACGAGUGGACAAUGGUAAGCCCUUUGCCUUGUGCUUGGCAGUGGAGUGCAGCAGUUGUGGUCCACGACUGCAUUUAUGUGAUGACACUGAACCUCAUGUACUGUUACUUUCCAAGGUCUGAUUCUUGGGUAGAAAUGGCCAUGAGACAGACUAGCAGAUCUUUUGCUUCAGCUGCAGCUUUUGGUGAUAAAAUUUUCUACAUUGGAGGGUUACAUAUUGCUACCAAUUCUGGCAUAAGACUGCCCUCUGGCACUGUAGAUGGGUCUUCAGUAACUGUGGAAAUUUAUGAUGUGAAUAAAAAUGAGUGGAAAAUGGCAGCGAGCAUCCCUGCCAAGAGGUACUCUGACCCCUGUGUCCGAGCUGUUGUGAUCUCAAAUUCUCUUUGUGUGUUUAUGCGAGAAACCCACUUAAAUGAGCGUGCUAAAUAUGUCACCUACCAGUAUGAUCUGGAACUUGACCGGUGGUCUCUGCGGCAGCAUAUAUCUGAACGUGUACUGUGGGACCUAGGGCGAGAUUUCCGAUGCACUGUGGGGAAGCUUUAUCCAUCCUGCCUUGAAGAAUCUCCGUGGAAACCACCAACUUACCUUUUUUCACCAGAUGGGACGGAGGAGUUUGAACUGGAUGGAGAAAUGGUUGCCCUUCCACCUGUAUAGUUGGAGAGUUCAGGGAACACAUCCGGUUCACCUGCUUUGUCAUUUGCUUUGCUAAAGAAGAGAGGUUAUGAAAAGACAGUAUGAGUACAUAAAAAUCUAUCUUUGAUAAAUUUUUAUUUUUAUGCCCUACUUAAUAUUUGUAUCAGUAUAAUAUAUAUCAGUGAGUCUUACAGAAAGAUAUGCUUCCAUAAUAUGAAAUAGGCUAUUCAGUAAUUGAGAAACUUUUAUGUGUAUCAGAGAACAUGAGAGUCUGGAUUAUCUAACAUUGUUAGCCCUGUGUAUGUACAGUUCAAAAUGUUCACUUAUAAAAGUAGUUUUCUGUUCCUAGUGUGGUAUAUCACAGAUUGUGCCGAGGUUAUUUUAGUAUAUGUAUUUCAUUCCUGUGCUUCUGUUCUAAGUUCUGGAAUACAAUUGUUCCAGUGUAAUUAAUUCAGCUGCACUUAACACUAACGUCCAUGUUGGUAUAGAACAGUAUAAAUCCUAUACUAUAUCUGAGGAAGAGCUUCCAUAAUUUUAUGGUGUCACACAGGGAAAGCUAUGACUGCAGGAUCAGUCUAACUCUACUAUUAGGUGCAUGUAUUCUCUUUCCACUAACUUAUACUUGUCUUUCUAGAAUACAGGUUGUCCAGCCAGCUGGUCAUUUGCCAGGUGUGGACUUAAGUUGCUGGGCUUGCAACACAAAUUGUGAGCCCCUCAUUGUGCGGGUCUGUGGAGCUUUCAUCAGUAAACGUCUCCACUUCUGUAUUACAUUAACAUUGGCUCAUGCAUAUAACUACCUGCUGCUGAUGUAGUUCUCCAUCUUAAAGACGUAGAGUGGGUUAACCAGGUCAUUACAUCUAAUUUAAUAACAAGCAUUACUGUAGAGUGAUUGUGUAUAGUUACCUGUUAGCUUUCAGGGUGUGUUUUUUUAAACCUGAUGUGUGUGUGUUGGGGGGUAGGAUUAGGAAAGUGAACUGUUCAGGAAUUUUCUGCACUAGCUGUGCAGAAGAGCAGAUAACUAGCACUGCUCUGGCAUUAAUCCCAGGAACCACUAGCAGUAGUGGGGCGCCGCCAGUCUAAUAUGAGCACAGGUGCUUCAUGACAAACCUUACUAGCAUGUUCAACUGCAUAAUGUUCUGGCACUGUAUUUUGAAUGACAUUAAUUUAUUAAAUAAAUUGUAUAUAUUCAGUA
Cavia porcellus (domestic guinea pig) is the source of this 3573-nucleotide messenger RNA. It is a transcript of the gene Kbtbd2, whose product is annotated as kelch repeat and BTB domain containing 2. NCBI's taxonomy places the organism in Eukaryota, Metazoa, Chordata, Mammalia, Rodentia, Caviidae. The transcript is spliced from 4 exons. The record is from RefSeq and is a predicted model, not a curated record. Gene Ontology annotation, molecular function: protein binding. Bases 531 to 2402 code for a protein of 623 amino acids.